CUCUUUUUUCUUUUCAGACGUCGUCUCAGCAGGCUAUCUAGCAUAUUCUAUACCCCAGACCUGUUUCUCGCCGGUACUUCCCAUUCACGAAUUGGACCACUACAAGCUGGGGUAGAUCACGCGCGGCGUACCCAGGCCAUGUCGAGCUAGAAAUAAAGCUUGGUUCUAACCCGCUGUCCCGACUUUGUUCGUCGGCUGAAAAUCAGUCGUGCCCAUUUUCUUCAUAUCAGCCACUUUAUCCUCGCCACUGAUCCACCACGGUCUUGACUUCUCUCACGAUCCCUAUGAGGGCUCUCCCUCACGCCCAAAUACUACCUUCGCCAUGUCAACGUCAGAGUAUAUCCCUGUGUUUAAUCGGUCGGAGACCAUCUUGUCUACUACGCUUGUCUUUCUUGUUAUUGCGUGGAUCGCUGUAUUCCUUAGGCUAUUCGUAAGACUAAGGAUCCCGAACAGUCUGGGUUGGGAUGACCUCUUCGUUUGCUUUGCCAUUUCUUCGUGUACUGCUGGCUCAGUAAUUGUGUGUCUCCAGCCGGGCGCUGGUAUGGGCAAGCACAUGAAAACAUUACCACUCGACAAGCUGGAGCAAUACUUCUCCUACGUCUUCGCUGCAAACGUAACCUACUGCUCCUCGACAACAUUGAUCAAGAUCGCCAUCCUCCAACAAUACCUCCGCCUCUUUGAAGGGGCUUCCAACCUCGUUCGACGCAUCUGCUAUGUUCUCAUCGCUGUCACCGGCGCCUGGGGCAUCUCAUUCUCUCUCGUCGCACUCCUCGGCUGCCACCCCAUCCGUGCUAACUGGGAAGCCAAGUACUUCUUAGACCCGAAGCUCAACGCCAAACACUGCAUCGCAUUCGGCUCCAAGGAUGCCGGAACCAUAUUUCGCACAUUCGCCGGGCACGCCUCCUCAAACAUGUUCCUCGAUGUCCUCGUCCUCCUGACUCCCAUGCCCUUUCUUAAAACGCUUAAAAUGCAAGGCAAAACACGAUGGGGCAUCAUCGCCCUCUUCGCCAUCGGCGCAAUCGUCACUCUCUUCAGCAUCGCCCGCCUCGCCGCCCUCGCCACCACCCGGGCAGGCACCUGGCCCGUCUUCGACGUGACCUGGUACGCGCCCCCGAUCUUCAUCUUCUCCUCCCUCGAGGUCGAAGUCGCCAUCCUGUGCGCCUCCAUCCCCAUCUUCUGGCCCCUCGUUGCCAGCCUCUCCUUCGGCAAGAUCCUCGUCGUCAACGAGAUCUCGGUGCACUCCGCGCCGCGGGACUCGAUCUUGCUCGAGCUGGGGCGCCGCGGCGGCUCUGUGCGCAGCAGCGAUGGAGACGUGAAGUCGGAGGGUUUCCAUCUGGGUCGGGGGAGGAGAUUGAGCGAUGGGAGCGAGGGGAAGGGGGAGCUGUUGGAGAGCACGGAGAGCCAGAGUCAGGGGGAGCGGGAGAGGUAUUAUGCGGAUCGGUAUGUGGCGGGGUUGGUGGCGCCGGACUGGGGGAAUGGAGAAGAUGUGAGGAAGAAAGGGGCGCAUACGACGACGGUAGAGAGGGCGGAGAUGCCGUUUGAUCAUAUUAAUGCGAUGCAGGAUAAAUGAGCCUGAUGUUGCGGAUGGAAUAGGAAUACAAGCAAAGUUUCUUGGACUUGAGUGUUGAAUCGAGGGAGUGGUUUUAUGUGAGUGAGUGAGUGAGU
Messenger RNA from Mytilinidion resinicola, 1665 nucleotides. RefSeq lists its product as uncharacterized. The coding region runs from base 323 to 1570 and encodes 415 amino acids. The transcript has 6 exons. The record is from RefSeq and is a predicted model, not a curated record. NCBI's taxonomy places the organism in Eukaryota, Fungi, Ascomycota, Dothideomycetes, Mytilinidiales, Mytilinidiaceae.